GAUCUGUGGUGAAAACUGAAGAUCAGAAUGAAUCUGCAAUUCAUAUGUAUGAUGAAGCGUUUCCUUUCAUUUUGCACCAGGAUUUCUCUGCAGUACAGAAGGCCAAUGAAAGAAGUGAGGCAGCGAAAGUCACGGAAGAGCCGGACGAGACGGAUUCAGAUGCCAGCACUGAAAUUGAUGAGGACUAUAGUCCUCCAGCAAGAGCAUUCAGUGAAUCGCAGCAAAGCACCGAACCUGUGGUCACCGCAGCCAGAGGCUCAAACUCAGGUGCAUCAUCAUCUGGUGAACAACAACAACAACAACAACAACAACAACAACAGCUGAAUGGUCGCCCUCAGGGAAACCGAAGAGCUAAGAACCACCAGUGUCAGCAGUGCGACAAACGCUUUGAUUGCCCAUCUAAUCUCAAGCAACACCAGCUGGUGCACACCGGCAUUCGAGCUCACAAGUGUUCGAAUUGCUCGAAGUCUUUCAAAACGUUAAGUAAUCUCCAACAGCACCAGCUGGUGCACACCGGCAAUAAGGAUCACCAGUGUACGGCUUGCUCGCGAACAUUUGCGCAGAAGGGUGCUCUGAAACGACACGAGGCGGUGGUGCACACCGGCAUCCGACCAGCUAAAAACCACCAGUGUCAGCAGUGCGACAAACGCUUUAAUCGCUUAUCUCAUCUCAAGGUACACCAAGUGGUGCACACUGGCGCCCAAAACUACCAUUGCUCUACGUGCGACAAAUCUUUUACACAGAAGGUCUCUCUUAAGAUACACCAAGUGGUGCACACUGGCAUUAAGGCUUACCAGUGCCCCAGCUGUUCCAAAUCCUUUGGGCAGAAGGGAAACCUCAAGAGACACCAAAAAUCGGUGCACACCGGCAUACCAAUGGCUCACCAGUGA
Rhagoletis zephyria (snowberry fruit fly) is the source of this 890-nucleotide messenger RNA. RefSeq names its product zinc finger protein 525-like. The record is from RefSeq and is a predicted model, not a curated record. Gene Ontology annotation, molecular function: RNA polymerase II cis-regulatory region sequence-specific DNA binding; DNA-binding transcription factor activity, RNA polymerase II-specific. Gene Ontology annotation, biological process: regulation of transcription by RNA polymerase II. Gene Ontology annotation, cellular component: nucleus. Lineage: Eukaryota; Metazoa; Arthropoda; Insecta; Diptera; Tephritidae.